Messenger RNA from Pseudovirgaria hyperparasitica, 972 nucleotides. RefSeq lists its product as uncharacterized. Bases 1 to 972 code for a protein of 323 amino acids. The transcript is spliced from 2 exons. The record is from RefSeq and is a predicted model, not a curated record. NCBI's taxonomy places the organism in Eukaryota, Fungi, Ascomycota, Dothideomycetes, Acrospermales, Acrospermaceae.
AUGAACUCUACUCCUCCAGCGUCCAGUCGAUCUCCGGAUUUCCAGAGUACUCAAGAACUUCUCAGGACGAUAUUGCAGUCCUCGAGGAUAUGUCUACAGCAAGUCGAGCGUCUCAAGGGUGUGUUGAACAGGGUAUAUCUCGUGCGACUAGCCGAUGGACGAGCUUAUGUUAUGAAAUGCCCUCCCUAUCGUUCAACACCGCUUCUGCGCCAGGAGAGACAUGGCAUGCAGGAUGAAUCACGGAUACUCAAACUCAUGGCGACGGCACCGGACGUUCCGAUACCUCGCAUCGUCCAUUGUCGAGAACAUGGAGGUUCUUUUGGGCCUUAUCUUCUCCGAACUUUCAUACCGGGAACCCGACUCACUGAAAUGGCACCGUACUUGACUGCGAGUGAACGAGAGACGAUCGACCGUACACUUGGACGCCAUAUGGAGAGGAUCACAUCGUCCACUGCCGGUACGUUUGGAACUUCUGCACCCGUCUUUGCAGGAGAGGGACAUUCGAACUGGCAAAAGGCAUUUCAUCACCUACUGGAAUCGACGCUACGGGACGCAGAAGAUAUGCUUGUGAGCGUGCCUUACGAAAGCAUUCGCUCUCACUUUGAAAAGCACGGACACCUAUUGAGACUCAUCACGACGUCGCAGCUAGUUCCCAUGCAAGCUGGCUUGCCUGAGAAUGUCAUUAUCGACCAACACACAAAGCAAGUAUCGGGCAUCAUAGGAUUCUCUGAUACGAUCUGGGGAGACCCGAUGAUAUCUCCUGUGCUCGCACAGGCUAGUCCAGCGUUCUGGAAGGGUUAUGGGAAAUACCCGUCCCCGUCAGAGGGUGAACGUACGCGGCAGUUGAUGUAUACGAUGUACCGAGCUCUCGUCCAGAUAGUGACAAACUACUACCGUCCAAGCGAAGACGAUCUUGAGCUGGAAGCCCGAAGGCUGCUGACUUGGUCUUUGAAUCAACUCGACGCCAUAUGA